Molecule: messenger RNA, 363 nt
Organism: Fusarium poae
Lineage: Eukaryota; Fungi; Ascomycota; Sordariomycetes; Hypocreales; Nectriaceae
Exons: 1
Coding region: 1-363 (120 amino acids)
Source: RefSeq, a predicted model, not a curated record
AUGACUACCGCUCCUACCAGUGUCGCUGCUGCUCCCAGCAAUGCCAACUCAUACUUCAGCGAGGUGCACAAGACGCAGUCUACCGCAACAACCCCAAUCUCUACUCCUGGACUCAAGGCUGAAGAGUUCGAGAACAACACACGCAGACCUACUGUUCUGAGCAACGACUUCCCCAAGCCCAACGAUGAUGUCGAUGUUGAGGCCAUGCUCGACCGCCAGCCUGGCCGCUGGACAAUCAAGGGGCAGAUGGAGGCCAACCAGCGCCGCCAACAGAAGACCCUCAGCGAAGAAGAGGCCAAGGCCCAGCGCCAACGAGAUUUUGAAAAGGCCAAGGAGGAACUCCGUGCCUCAUUUCGAAUCUAA